Messenger RNA from Solenopsis invicta (red fire ant), 3801 nucleotides. Its product is annotated as nuclear receptor subfamily 2 group F member 6. The transcript is spliced from 9 exons. Lineage: Eukaryota; Metazoa; Arthropoda; Insecta; Hymenoptera; Formicidae. The record is from RefSeq and is a predicted model, not a curated record. Gene Ontology annotation, biological process: cell differentiation; regulation of transcription by RNA polymerase II; anatomical structure development. Bases 726 to 1919 code for a protein of 397 amino acids. Gene Ontology annotation, molecular function: RNA polymerase II cis-regulatory region sequence-specific DNA binding; nuclear receptor activity; zinc ion binding.
CGAUUAGCCGGAGGGAGAGGCAGCAAGAGCCGCGCGCGAGUUGACUUUCGCGCUCCGGCUCACUCACCACCGUUUACAGCAGGGUGAAGGAGAGAGGUAUCCGUCGCUACUUAGCCGAGGGGUUGUGCUCGUUCAACCCCUGCGAGGAUCGUGAGAUCUGGCCCCGCCUGUCAGCCAAUCGUCGUCGCUGGCCGACGUCUCGCGCACAUGUUCUAGCGUCGACGGACAGCGCGUCCGCCCAGCCGCGCGAGAACUUCGGGGGAUGAUAAUCCUCUCUGGCUGACACCCUUCUCUGUGCCACCACCGAUAGUCGCGACCAGAUCGCGACGGGCAAAAAUUAUUAAGUUAUAGAUCGCACGUGUCAUUAGUACGCGAGUACGCGAGUUUGACGUUUACUGAUCGACAAGAGGCGAUCAUCGCGAAGCGAGAGUCAGGAAUUCUAAUCGUGAUAAUUAGCGACAAUCGACGUGGAGUUACAUCUCGCGGUUGUAUCGCGCGUGACUUUAUAAAUCUUGUGAAAUGUUAUGCAAAUUGUGAGGGAUGUCAGCUAUUAUUAUGAUACGAGUCUGAUGCCGUGCCGGCGCAAAUUCACUCUGCUUAGAAUAUCUAUGUAUCAUUUGCGACGAUCGUCUGAAGCUCGGCUGAAGAUUCGGCACAGAUCGCAGUGAACACGGAAGAAAAAGAUACAAUUUCUUGCUGAACUUGAUAAAAUAAAUUCGUCUCAAAUGGAGGAGAACGGACGCGGGGAGGCUCUGUGCAAGGUCUGCGGGGACAAGGCCUCUGGGAAGCAUUACGGCGUGCCGAGUUGCGACGGAUGUCGCGGUUUUUUCAAGCGGUCUAUCCGCAGGUACGCGAGGAAUUUGGAUUACGUGUGCAAAGAGAACGGGCGCUGCAUCGUGGACGUGUCGCGGCGCAACCAGUGCCAAGCCUGCCGUUUCACGAAGUGUCUUCAGGUCAACAUGAAGCGAGACGCUGUACAACACGAGAGAGCACCGAGGAGCACGUCUUCUCUCGUUGCAGCAGCGAGGAGGACUUCUUCGGGGCUGUACACGGGCAUCCCUAACGUCUAUCAUCCUGCCAGCAGCACCUAUCACCCCCUCCUAUAUCCCGCAUUGUUCCCCUUCAAACCUACGGUACCAACAUUCGCCCCGUCCGUCGCAGCGCAUUUCUUGCCACGACCGUCUCCGGAAUCUUUGUCUAUGACUACCGCCAAGGAAGACGAGGUUACCAGUUCCGAGGAAGCUGCUACUGUCGAUGUCAGACUCGAAUCGAAAGAGGAAUUAGUCAACACUCGCUUGGCGCCGCCGGUUAUCACUUCCAUCUCAUCGGAAUACACCAUGCAAGGCUUAUCCCUUCUGCCGACCGAAAAUAUCUACGAGUUUGCGGCAAAGUUACUUUUCUUCGCCGUGCGAUGGGCGAGAAGUAUACAUUCCUUUCUGCAACUUCCUUACAGAGAUCAAACUAUUCUUCUGGAGGAGUCGUGGAGCGAGUUGUUCGUGCUGACAGCCGCGCAGUGGAACUUUCCCGUGGAUGAGACCACCCUCGUGCCCGUAGAUUUGCCGAUAGAGCGGAGAGAAGUUCUCCUCGACAAAGCGAGGAGGCUAAGGGAACUCUUGGCAAAGUGCGCCGCGUUAAGGGUGGAUCACUCAGAGUACGCGUGCUUGAAGGCUAUAGUUCUUUUUAAAGCAGAAUCACGAAAUCUCUGCGAGCCGGGGCGAGUAUCGGCGUUGCAGGAGCAGACGGUGGCGGUGUUCUGCGAGAGGGAUGCGCGCAGAGUGGGUCGAUUACUGCUGCUUUUACCACCGGCGCGUGCACUUUGCCGUACCACCCUGCACGAGCUACUGUUCAAGCCGACUGUCGGCGAAGUCAGCGUGGAGCGACUGCUGGGCGACAUGGUCGGCGCCCUCAGGCCUACCUAACUGCAGGCACGAAUGCACCCAUUGCUCUUGGGAUAUCCGUGUUACGUGUUUUACCGACUACCUUUUGUCGGCGAUGUCGAAAUUGGGAACGAGGGAUGAUCAUGCCGAGAUAAAAUUGAAAUGUCGCGUCAGAUAAUUGUCCAUAGAAGAAACGCGUAUGUGCAUCGAUUUAUAUUGGACAUCAACCUCCAAAUUGUUUACUUUCUUUAGAAAUAAUUAGCACUAAAGUAUCGACAAACGCAGAAACAUCAUGAUCGAUUUCAACAUUGCGUUAGUCACGAAAUGUGCUGAUCAGUUUAGAUACUGAAGAGUGUUAGUGUAAACGUAAUGGCGUGUCAUUAUUAUCAUUGAAAUUGCGAUUAUUGUACGAACAAUUUAUGCUGUUGAUACAGAGAGGGAUAAGUGUCCUACAGCUACGAUUUUGCAAUCAACACUUAAAUUUUACGGUAUCGAAUUUAAUCCAACAGUAGACUUCUCGCCCUCUUCUAGCAAGAUAACUUUAGUCAACUAUCCCUUAAGAAAAAGUAUUUCAAUGAAUUGAUAGACUAAUAAAACAUUAUCAGUUACUGAUACAGUAAUCAGUUUACUGAAACACUUUUUCUUAAAAGAUGAUUGACUAAAUGGUCUCGUCGUAUUAUUUUAUAUUUAUUUCUUUUAUAAUUAAAAUUAUAAUCUGACAAAAGGAGCCAAUUAGCUGAUUAACCACGUUUAGAAUAUUCUAAAUCGUAGACUAAUAAUUGUUAACUGGAGCAGAUUAAGCAAUAAGCGACGAAGAUAAUUCCUGUUACCAGCUAGCUUAUCGAAUUACGAUACAUCGCGUUGGCGAUGCCGAUAAAACGAUGAUAAAAAACAGACACGUAGGAGGCGAAGAGAUUUCGUAACGCAGCGAUAGUUCCGCCUCGGGAUAUCGAUUCGCGAUGGACAGCAUUAUGGCGCUGUAGUCAAUCGCAUCAAUUCAUUCCGUGCAUAUGUGGUAUAUUAUAUAUAAAUGGGCUUUGCGCAAUGUAAUAUUUAUGCACCUUAAGUGGACACAUAUCUGUCCUAGAUAUAAAUAACUUUAGCGACGACCUCGGCAUAACAUCAUAAAUUAAAUGUAACGUGGCAUAAAUGCGUAUUUAUGUAAUUAGUUAAUUAAUCAAUGGCCCCGUUUACUCCUAACCCUUGUACAUUAGUCAGACGUAUCUAAAGCGAAAAACGAUAGUCGUCAUUGCCAGCACUUAUUUUCACUUUCUCGUUAAUAUUACCUCCGUAUAGUAUUAUUUGUGCUAGAGCGAUAAAAAAUUAUCUAAUCGCAAGUUGGCCACUAUCGUAUCAAAUUAACGAAUAUAUCGUUUCCAAAAAUUGUUCUCCGUGAUAUCUAAACUGGAAUAAAUUCCUUUAGAAAAGAUGCAUAUACUUUUCCUUUCCUCAUGAUGAUUUUUUUUUUUUUGUAAAAAGCUCUCGGAUAGUGCAAUUUUUCUAUGCAAUAAUGAGAAUUUCUAAUUGAAAAUUCGUAGUAAUUCAUUAAAUAGUAAAAGAAAAUACUUGAAAUACUAUAAACCAAUUAAUAGAAUUUUUACAUUAAACAGAAUUAUAGAAAGAAUAUUUUAAUCGCGCAUUUUAAGUUCUUGUUACGUAAAAUCUUUACACAAAUGAAAAUAAUUCCAUAAAAAUAAUUAACAGGCUUGAAAUUAUCGGCGCAAUUCUCUUAAUCAGCAUAUGGCGAGAUAACGAAAUUAAACUAAAUUAAAUUAAAUGAUGGCGUGGGGACAUAUACACACACGGAUAAUUUUUUUUUUUUUAUUAACUAGAAUAAUUUAUUUUUCUCUCAUGGUAGAAAAAGGAGAAUGUAUCUUAACUCACGAACUGCAUUGUACUUAUAUAUAUACAAUUACAUACAAUC